Cyphellophora europaea CBS 101466 is the source of this 2220-nucleotide messenger RNA. RefSeq lists its product as uncharacterized. Gene Ontology annotation, molecular function: RNA polymerase II cis-regulatory region sequence-specific DNA binding; zinc ion binding; DNA-binding transcription activator activity, RNA polymerase II-specific. The record is from RefSeq and is a predicted model, not a curated record. Gene Ontology annotation, biological process: DNA-templated transcription; regulation of transcription by RNA polymerase II. Gene Ontology annotation, cellular component: nucleus. NCBI's taxonomy places the organism in Eukaryota, Fungi, Ascomycota, Eurotiomycetes, Chaetothyriales, Cyphellophoraceae. The transcript has a single exon. The coding region runs from base 1 to 2220 and encodes 739 amino acids.
AUGGGCCAGAAGCGACGAAGGUUGGCCUUGUCCUGCGUUGACUGCAGACGGCGGAAAGUAAAAUGUGGGCGUGAACUGCCUUCCUGUGUACGUUGCAUCAAAGGUGGGCAUGGUGAUGCAUGCAAAUAUGUAUCCUACGACGACAAGUCGGGCGAUUUGCUGACGCCCACGGAUGAGAGUCCGGAAGAAAGGCGCGCUGCAUCCGAUGCAGAGGAAUCCUGGACUGAAGAAGCAGAAACCUACUACCGUCACAGCAAAGGCGGUGCUACAUCCAAGACAGCAUAUGCAGUGAAGCGCACUGCUCCGCAACGAAGUCUUGAAGAGCUCCAGGAGCGGGUGUUCGAGCUAGAGACAUAUGUUCGCUCGGCUGGCUCGAGACCAGUCUCCUCGGAGAUGUUCCUCGGCAUGGGACACCCGCAGGGCCCAGGAUCGCGGCCAAAGGAUACAAACCAGGAUUUCGAGCGGUCACUACUGCGUGGCAGAUCUUUCAAGACGCAGUACACAGGCCCUUCGAACGCGGCAAGCCUUCUUCUUCAGUUCGAAGAGCUGUCAAUGUUUGUCAAAGAGAUCUUGAACCGUAUGCCCUCGUUUGAAAGAUCAAAAGAUGCCGUGAAGAGGCUUCAAGGCAGCGACGCAGGAACUCCUGCCAAGAAGGAUCCAACAGAAUUGGACUUGCAGACGUUUGUUGCCAUGGUCCCACCAAAGCAGCGAGCCGAUGCCCUGGUUCAAGAAUAUUUUGACGUCCUCGAGACGACAUAUCGCGUCCUCCAUAUACCCAGCUUUCAGGCCAACUACGAAGCAUUCUGGACAAAUCCUCAAGCCGCAGACAUUGAGUUCGUGGCGCAAUUGCUCAUCGUCAUGGCAGCGAUGAACUGUGUGGUGGCUGGUGGUGUCAAGGGUUUCCUCGGGAGGAGUUCAGUCGGAAGGGAGGACUCACAUCGCUGGAUUGAGGCCGCAGAAGCGUGGCUGAACAAACAAAGCCACAAGCACACCACGCUGGAAUACUACCAGACAAAUGUUUUGCUGAUCAUCGCCAAGCGGAUGACAUGCUAUAAGGUCAAAAGAGAAUGGGUCAUUUCUCAGAACCUUUUGUCUUUGGCAAUGGCUGCUGGGUUUCAUCGCGAACCAACCUACUUGUCUACCAAGAUCUCUCCUUUCGACCAAGAGAUGCGUAGAAGGCUGUGGUUCUCUAUACUGGAGCUCGACAUCCAAUCGUGCUGUGACCGAGGGAUGCGAGCAGCCAUUGCGCCGGACGACUGGGACUGCCUGCCGCCGUUGAACAUACAUGACGAAGACUUCAACGAGACGACACAGACCAUGCCCAGUCCCAAACCACUGACCGAUUUUACCCGGACAUCAUUCCUGUGUAAACUGGUUCAGCACUUGCCAUUGCGUCUUGAAAUGCUGACCAGAAUCAACAGCAUCUCCCGGACCUUGGAAUUAGAUACGGUCAUGGCCUUUGAUAGUCGAAUUCGGGCAGAGCUGGACGGACUGCCAGUCUGGACGGAGAAAUCGGUAACUCGGGCACCGAAGGCGCUCAGCAGUCUGGUGCUUCACGAAUAUCUGCUUCUCCUACAUCAACCUUUCGCUACGCAGCAUCUGGCGCAGUCACAGUACUUCUACUCCCGCUGCACUCGACGGGAAUCAGCCCUGAGCGUUAUCAAAAGAUAUUGCGAAAUGCCAGAGACGCAUGCGCUGGCCUUCAGCAACUUACGUGAUGAUGCCUUCCGUGCCAGCCUAGCAACCUGCCACGAUAUUGCGGUUGCUAGUGGAGGUCGGGAGGAUCUCAUGCAAGAUAAGUCACUCGCUGUCGAUCUCAUCACCAAGUAUGUUGAUCUCCUCGGUCGCAGGGUCAAGAGUCUCGGCCAAGGCUUUCACUCAUACUGGAUCAACUCGAGUGCACUGAGCUUAGUGUACAUGAAAAUGGCACCGGAUCCGGCGAAUGCGGAUGAUUUUGUGCUGCAGGCAGUCAAUAGGAUGGUGCAGCUUCACAACGAUUUGAUGAGGAUGCAGACAACAGCCGUUGGGGCCAAGGCGCUGACACCGAUGUCGGAAGCCGUGGCUCAAUUAGAAGCACCUUUACCCAGCGCGCAGCCGUUGAUACAGCCUCUUCCAGACGGUAUGCCGACCUUCGAUACCCUCAGUGGAACCAUGUUCGACUUUGAUUUCGACGACUCUUUUGCCUGGUGGGACACGGGGGCUAUAGGGCUGGGAGCCUGA